AUGGCAAGUACCGUGCAAGUAAUCGUCGUGACCGACACAGAGGACCGAGUUGUCGCCUUUUUGCCAAAUGUAAGCCGUUAGGAAAAUUCCGCUGUCGCACUUGGAAUGGGUUGGCGCGACGCGGUUCCGUCAGUUCGUUACGGUAGCCUUCAGGAAUUUUAAGUGAUGCUGUUGAAAGCUUUGAGGUAUCUGGUCGCAUUUGGAAUGGUUUAGUGCGUCGCGCUUGCGAUGAGUUUUAACUUUCGAUGAGAGUUCGAGAGCUAGGUAGCAUUUUCGAAUGAGUUAACUCUCAGAAGUCCUAAAUUUCUCAGAUAGGAAUUUUGUGAGAUAGUCCAUUUUCCGCGACUUGAAAGGGCGGGACUUUUCUGCGCCCUCCUCGUCUCUCUGCGAUCCUCUCAUUUUGAAGUGCUGUUUACUGUUUCUCUGACCUCGCCGGUGAGAGAACAGAGAGACGCAGACACUCGAAAACCGUCAAGUCGCGGUUGAUGGACUAUAUGAAGUCUCAGGAAAUGAUUUUGUGGUCAGAUGUUUUUCGAGACUGGUUUUUUGUAUAAAGUAAGAGCGAAUCUGUAAAAUUUUUGUCGCACUUGGAAUGUCUCUACGAAUUUCAUAAAACCUCGUUUCUAACUUUCAGUGGGUGUUCUACUCGAUCGUCGCGACGGCGAUAUGCUGCCUCAUUUGCUGCGUUCUAUCGUGUUUGUGCAACAUGUGCUGCUCAAGAGGAAACGGCGGAAAAGAAGCGGCCGAGGAAGAGAAAGAAGAAGAAGUCGUCACCAUCGUCACCUCGAAUCCGACCAACACACCGCUCUACGCUCUAUGA
Messenger RNA from Caenorhabditis auriculariae, 820 nucleotides. The record is from the annotation of a GenBank genome assembly. Lineage: Eukaryota; Metazoa; Nematoda; Chromadorea; Rhabditida; Rhabditidae.